Messenger RNA from Plasmodium gallinaceum, 2550 nucleotides. Its product is annotated as peptidase, putative. The record is from RefSeq and is a predicted model, not a curated record. Gene Ontology annotation, molecular function: serine-type endopeptidase activity. The coding region runs from base 1 to 2550 and encodes 849 amino acids. The transcript has a single exon. Gene Ontology annotation, biological process: proteolysis. NCBI's taxonomy places the organism in Eukaryota, Apicomplexa, Aconoidasida, Haemosporida, Plasmodiidae.
AUGUUAAAUAAUACAGUUAUAAUAAAAAAAGUGCCACCGUUUAUGAACGAAUUAGUAGAAACUUAUAAUAUUUGCUAUGGUGGUUUAAAUAAAAUUGAAAGAUGUGUAUUUGGUAGAAAGGUGGUAAGAAGAAUUAAUAUGAAAGAUACAAAAAUGUAUCAAUUAUGUAUAAUACAUUAUCAACUAUGUAAUAGAGAGAAGAUAUAUAAAAUAUCAUAUAUUCAAGAUAAUUUAGAUUUAUGUAACGGUUUUUUUGAUAAAGAUUCGAAAAUGUAUUUCUCCAGUGAUGGUAGUUUAGGAUGCUUAUUUUCCAAUAAUGAUAAAAAAUUAAGAAUAGAUCUUUUUAAAAAUGAAUCAAUUAAUGGAAAAUUUUUUUUUACAUGUAUGAAUAAUGUGUCAAUUAACGAUAUACACAGAAAUUUUUUUUUUCAUGAAUCCUUUUGCUCUUUUAAUUCUAAUAACACGUUAUUAAUAUAUAGUGCUGAAAAUGAUGAUAUUCGGCUAAAAAAAGAAAACAAUUUACCAUCAAAAGAAAUAGAAAUGUUAAAGAAAUUGAAUAAUGGAGUUUAUAUAGAAUCAUUUGGUGAAAAAUUUAAUUGUUCUUUUUUUUAUUUAUAUGUUUAUAAUUUGUUAGAUAAUUCUGUUAAAUAUAUAACAGUAAAAGAUGUCUCAAGUUGUUAUUAUAGCCCUCAAUUUAUUGAUGAAACAUCUUUUGUUUGUUUAUCAUAUAGAACAGUACCAUUCAGAUUAGGUAUAUAUGCUUUUAAUACUAGACCAAAUGAUUUAUAUUUGUGUACACUGAAUGACUCAGAUAUAGAUAACUGUGAGGAUAAAAAAACGAAAAAUAAAAAGAAUUAUAUUCGAUGUGCUUAUGUAAAGUUAUCAGGAAAACAUUUUAAGCAUACAGCUUCUCCAAUUGUUAUUAAACAUAAUGAAGAAGUUUAUGUUGCAUGUUUAGUAGUUUUUAUGAAAGGUGAAGAAUGCAAGCAACAUAUUAUGGAAUAUAAUUUAGUUUUAAUUAAAUUAGCUAAAGAAGAAAUAAAGCAGAAAAAAAAAAAAAAAGUGCAAGAUGAGAAAAAUGAACAUUAUUACAAUAAUUCUUUCUCAAGUAUAGGAAGUAGUGAAGAAAAUUAUUACGAUAAUAAUACUAACGAUGAAGAAAGAGAUAUGAAUAAAAGAAUGAAGUCAGAUAAUUUUUGUGAUCACAACGAUGAUAUAUGUAACUAUAAAAAAUUAGAAACUGAAGUAAUUAUUAAAGAAGGAAAUUAUACUUCCUAUUUUAGAGGUUUAUAUACUAAUGAAAUAAAAGGGUAUUGUUAUCCAUAUAUUUUUUUAAACACUAUUUUUUAUAGUAGUAAAAUUAUUAUUGCUGUUCAUAUGUUUACAAAAAAAAUAUAUAAAGUUCUUAUAUAUAAUAUAUAUGAUAAAAAUGAUAUAAAUACAAGCAUAGAAAUUUUGUGCAUGAAAAAUGACAAUAUAUUUGUGAGUAUAAGAAAUAUGUUAUUGAAUGAUGUUUUAGCUUAUUGUAUAUUUAAUGAAGCAAAUAUCAAAGGUGAUUAUAUAUAUUUAACUAAUUUAAAAAGUUACAACCUGGAUUUUUUAACAUAUGAUACUAUUAAAAAAGAAAAAAGUAUUUUAUAUUCCAAUGUUAAUGAUAAUUCAAAAAAAUUAUUUAUGAUUUUAAGCGAAAUGGAAACGAGCAUAUUUAAAGAAAAACAUCCCUAUAUAAGAAGAAAAAAUCCAAGUUUUAAUUUAUUAUAUGAAGAUGAACAACAUUUUAAAUAUGAUGUACAACAAAAAGGAUUACAUUUACCAAAUUUUAAUUUAUUUAAUGAAAAAAAAUUAAGAAAUUUAAUUUUAUAUAUUCAUGGAGGACCUUAUAGCACUCUUAUAAAUGAAUACAAAAAUGUUUUUAUUUUUUAUGCUGCAUGUGGUUUUGACAUUUUGUGUAUUAAUUAUAUAGGAUCUUUAAGUUUUUCUGAUAAACCAAAUGUAUUAUGUGGAAACAUAAAUUCAAUUGAGAUAAAUGACAUAAUAGAAAAUUUUAAAGAUUUCGUUAAUUAUUUUGGUGAUUAUGAAAAUGUAUAUUUAUAUGGUGCAUCUUAUGGUGGUUAUGCUGUUUGUUCAAUUUUAACUAAAUAUAAUUUAUUCAAAAGUUCUUGUGUAAUAAAUGGUAUAUAUGAAUGGAUAUUAUCUACUUAUUCAACAGAUGUUCCUGACUAUUUUUUUAAUCUACCUUUAAAUAAAAAUUGUGAAUAUGAUGGUAAUUAUGAUAAACAAGAUUAUUCACGCAUAUACGAAUUAUCUCCAAUAAAUUUUGUAGAAAAUAUUUCUUGUCCAGUUUUAAUUAUAUGCGGAAAAGAUGAUUUACGUGUUUCCUAUCAUAAUAGUAUAUCUUUAUAUAAUAGAUUAAGAGGAUUAAAAAAAAAAUGUAAGUUAUUUUUAUUUGAAAACUGUAAUCACUCUAUUGAGAAUUAUCUCCAUGAAGAAACUAUGCUUAUGAAUGUUAUUUUAUGGUUUUACGAUUAUGAAAUAAAAAAAAAAAAGUAA